Hemibagrus wyckioides is the source of this 3782-nucleotide messenger RNA. RefSeq names its product linkage group 11 C1orf74 homolog (gene lg11h1orf74). The transcript has 3 exons. The record is from RefSeq and is a predicted model, not a curated record. NCBI's taxonomy places the organism in Eukaryota, Metazoa, Chordata, Actinopteri, Siluriformes, Bagridae. Bases 1911 to 2705 code for a protein of 264 amino acids.
CGUGCGCUGUGAAGUUGAAAAACAUGGCUGAAUCACAAAUGUAGUGCACUGUACUGGUUAUGGGAAGGGUGUAGUAGUGCUGGUAUACAGAGUAGGGGGUCAUGAGGAGUGAGAUGAUAUAGAAGUCACCCCUCGUCCUUAACUGUCUGGUUGCUGGUGGAUCCAGAGCCUGUCUCGGGAACACUGGGCUAGAGGCUGGAAUACACCCUGGAUGGGAUGCCAAUCCAUUACUGGGCACCAUGCACAAACAAUCCAGAUGUAUACAUGCUGUUCUGAAUGUGUGUGUUGGGGUGUGUGUUGGGGUUGUUCUGUGAUGGACAGAUCUCCUGUCCAUGGUCUAUUCCUGUUCCCUGCCUAGUGUUCCCUCAAUAAGCGUUCUGUGCGUGUCCUCUAAAAAGAGAAUCUGCAACAUUUUAUUAUCUAAAGAUUUAUGAUGAAGUCAUCGAAAUGCUUUUCCAGGUGCAGGGCAGCCUGUUUUAAUGGUUACUUAAGGAAGAACAUAUUAUGGAGUCUGCUGCUAUAGGAAAAUAACAUGUGUGGUGUGAUGCAAGUCAAGUCUACAACAUAAGCACUGCUAUGAAUUUUACAACAAAUAUACACAUCAUAAAAAAAUACAGGAACAAGCCACAUAAUCAUAAUGAAUUAACCAGACGUUGACCACACCAAUUAACUCUUUGGACAAUGUGAACGCAUUCAGGAAGAAAGUAAGCACCUUACUUACCUAAAUAAAACAUGAGCCCAAAGACACGAGUCACAUUAACUCAGGUUGCAGUGGAGGAUAUAAAGAUGUUUACAUUCAGAUCAGGAGAAAUAAGCAUGGCUGUAGCAGGACAUUGUACAGUGCAAGAGUUGAUGCACUCUUGAGUGCGUCUUCCGAACCCAUGAUUCACUUCACAAGUCUCAGGUAAAGAGCCAAGAAAAUUCGAUUAGAUAAACCGCUUGUGAGGGACAUGAAUCAUAAAUAUUUUUCACCACUAUUUUCCAAACACAUUACGGCAUACAGUGUUAGACCAGUAACAGCUGUCUGCAGUGUGGUGUGAUGCAAGUCACGUCAAGAAACUCUUAUAGUAAUUUCAACAACAUAUAGCUGACACAGUACAUAGUGAAAUGAGAUGUUUCUCCAGAACCCUGGUGCUACAUAAGACAACACAACAACAUAUGGCUACAGAACAAAAACAACCAGACAGAGCUAAGGACAGAAAGUAGUUAAAUUGCAGGAAUGCAGCCUGAUUUGAAGCAGAGUUACUGUCACCAUCCCAAAGAUUGAUUAUUUGUCCUAUAACAGUACAACCCAAGUGUUUUAUUCCUCUUAAACCACUUUAAUUUGCGUAGAAUUACAAUGUUUAAUUUAUGAAUACUUUUACCUGGUAAUGUUAAGGGACAUCCGUGUGACAAAUUAGUCGCUGAUGUCAUAUACGUUCUCAUCUCCUCAUCAUGGCAUACAUGAUCUAUCAUACAUGAUCUAUAUCUCCUCAUCAUGGCACCUGUUAGUGGGUGGGAUAUAUUAGGCAGCAGGUGAACAUUUUAUCCUCAAAGUUGAUGUGUUAGAAGCAGGAAAAAUGGACAAGUGUAAGGAUUUGAGUGAGUUUGACAAGGGCCAGAUUGUGAUGGCUAGUCCACUGGAUCAGAGCAUCUCCAAAACUGCAGGUCUUGUGUGGUGUUCCCGGGCUGCAGUGGUCAGUAUCUAUCAAAAGUGGUCCAAGAAAUGAAGAGUGGUGAACCUGUGUGGUCUGAUCCAACAGACGAGCUACUGUUGCUCAAAUUGCUGAAGACGUUAACACUGGUUCUGAUUGAAAGGUGUCAGAAUUCUCAGUGCAUGAUGGGUCAGGGCUGUUUUGGAGCAAAAAUGGGACCAACACAAUAUUAGCUUAUUUGUGUCUUUAGCCUUAUAAGGAGACAAGAAAGGGAAAAUGGUGGUCUCAGCAGACAUUUUCAUCUCGACAGCACAGGCGUUUCUCUGUUGCGGGAAGAAGAAGAGACAAAUUCCCCAUUCAUCAUGUCUUGAUAUGGCUGUGCAAAUCAUUGCUCUAGAUCUGGGCCUUAAACCGGCUGUUCUGUAUGACCUUAACGGCGCAUGUGCAGAACAGAUCCAGCGAUAUGUUGGCUCACUGCAGGAGGCUGGAGUAGUGACCACAGCACUUCGAAUAUUGUCCAUCAGUGGAAAUUGUCUGGUUGUGAACUCUAAUCUGAUGAAAGAACAUUUGAGUGAAGUGCUGAAGAAAAACAGCCUCCUCACUGUUGACGUGUGUGCCUGGAAGGAGCAACCAUCUCUGAUUGUCAUGGAUACUAACACCAAGCAUAUGGUCAAAGACAUGCUGGACUAUAUUAUGGAUAAAGAGGACCAGCAUCUGUCAGUCAUUGUGGUGGGAGAGGAGCUGUAUGAACAGUGGAACUUGUGCACACUAUUUGGGAUCCUCUUGGGCUAUCCUGCCUCAUACUGGUUUGAUCAAGCACAGAGUUUUGAGAACUGUCUGAGUAUGACCCCACUGGUGGUAAAUAAGGUUUGGGUUUGCUGGCCAGUAUGUGACACGAAGCACAGCAGUUGUCUUUACUCAUUCAGUGUCCCUGAAGUAUUAUGGGCAGAAGUCGAUACCGUUAUACAAAACUGGGUGGAGCGCAUGAGAAGCCGAUUUUGCGAACAGACAGUUUUGAUCGAACUCAGUGUUUCAAAGGAAACUAUAAUUUUGCCCGCUGUAGCCCUGUGAGUGUUUGUGUACAGUUUUAGUGCUCAAGAGGCUUGAUUGUGUUUGACACAGAAAAACUAUUAUAAACAGACAGAUUGACAGCUGCAUUCAUGAUUUAGAUGAGUUUCUCCUCAAAAGUCAUUUUAGGGAUUAGUGUUAUAGAGUAAAUAAUCCACAUUGUUUAUCUUCAUUACACCUGCUGCUAUGUUCACAUGCUUCUCCAUCACUGCUGAUGAUAUGUGUCAGCAACAUGGGCUGGAAACCAUCUGCAAAUAAAAGGUCAUUUCUCUCUGUGUAAUCACCUGACUUGACUACCAGCAAUGGGUUUAUUGAGUUUACAAAAUGUGCAAGAGGGAAAUCAGCCCUGAGUCACUUCUUGACAUCAUCCUCUGUAUAUGCCUUAUGAUCAUUGGAGGUGCUGUUGUGUUGGGUUUCCCAGAAAUCCAAAAUAAUCUACUUGGAAAUGAAAUGAGACUUUAUAUUGUUCUUUUUAUACUUUGAAAGAUGGGGCUUAGUCUUUCACAUUUAUACCUGCCACCAAUUGCCUCUUAAAAGUAAAAAAUUUAUACUCAAGAAACUAUUAAAAUGGGCUUAGACAUGGGAUCUACACCAUUAUUAUCAUAUAAACUGGGGAAACAUGUUCCUAACACCUAGCCAGAUAAUGAAUUGCUAGUCCUCUACUUGGGAGUAUCCAAGUCUCAUAUUUGCAUUUCUCACAUGUAUUGGUCAAUGAUUUAUAGAACAUCCUAACCAAAAUAUACUAUUAUACAAUAAUUUGUUUUUCCACAAACAUAGCAGGACUUUGUUUGACACAGGCUGACACAAGUGGGGUUUUCACAUGGUGAUAUUUUCAGUGAUUUAUAUAAACCAGUCAAGUUUUUUAAAUUAAUAAUAGUCAGCUAACCAGCUAGUUAAUGCACACAAUUGCUAGCUGACUAGUAAACAGACUCUCAUUUGUGACAGGUAAAGAUGAGUAGCAUGUCUCUGAGAAUUAUUUAGCCAAGCCUAUCAAAACAAGCUAGUCACUUAGCAUUAGGAGUAGGUUCUGUGACUAAAAAUGAGAGAUAGCAUGUUGUAACAAGUUUAUUCAAGCUUGGA